This is a messenger RNA of Aspergillus calidoustus, 744 nucleotides long. NCBI's taxonomy places the organism in Eukaryota, Fungi, Ascomycota, Eurotiomycetes, Eurotiales, Aspergillaceae. The record is from the annotation of a GenBank genome assembly.
AUGACUCUCUCUAAGCUCUCUACCCUUGCUGGCGUUCUCGCCUCUGCAAGCCUUGUUGCUGGUCACGGCUAUGUUACGCAGAUUGCUGUUGGCGGGGAGACAUUCGGAGGCUGGCUCGCCGACAGCUACCCCUACCAGCAGGACCCACCUGACGUCUAUGGCUGGACCACUACCGUCACUGACAACGGCUUUGUCGCCCCGGAUGCUUUCUCGACCGGCGACAUUAUCUGCCACCGCGGUGCCUCCCCCGCUGCCCUCUCUGCCCCCGUCGAGGCCGGCAGCACCAUCGAUGUGACCUGGAACACAUGGCCCGAGUCUCACAAGGGACCCAUCAUCAACUACCUCGCCAACUGCAACGGCGACUGCAGCGCAGUCGACAAGGCCAGCCUCCAAUGGGUCAAGAUCCAAGCCGAGGCCAUCAUCGACGCAUCGACCAACACCUGGAUCACCGACGAGCUCAUCGAGAACAGCUUCACCACCUCCGUGACAAUCCCCUCUUCCAUCGCCCCGGGCAACUACGUCCUCCGCCACGAGAUCAUCGCCCUGCACUCCGCUGGUCAGGCGAACGGAGCCCAGAGCUACCCGCAGUGCUUCAACCUUGUUAUCUCGGGCAGCGGCUCUGCUAGUCCAUCUGGUGUAGUGGGCACUAGCCUGUACACGCCGACGGAUGAGGGUAUCCUGUAUGAUAUCUACUCGGGUAACACCGAGUACCCUAUUCCUGGACCGGCGCUUUUCAGUGGUUAA